Molecule: messenger RNA, 1138 nt
Organism: Papilio machaon (common yellow swallowtail)
Lineage: Eukaryota; Metazoa; Arthropoda; Insecta; Lepidoptera; Papilionidae
Product: tetraspanin-1-like
Exons: 1
Coding region: 80-1132 (350 amino acids)
Cellular component (GO): membrane
Source: RefSeq, a predicted model, not a curated record
GUCAAUCAAACGUCAAAAUAACAUCGAAAAUGCAUGAUUUUUAUAUGUUUAUUUUAGUAGUGCAAGAAUUUUAAACAAAAUGCACACAACUAGUUUACCCCGGACUUGCCUUAGCUGCACAAAUGUCACAUUCUUCUCAAUGGCAAGCAUUGUCUGCGGCGCUUGUGUGUGGUGCAUUAUCAAUACAGAGAUGUUUAGAGAAGUAAACCUUACUGUCACCAAGAGCCAUAUGAUACCAAUCAUUGCCAGCGUCGUAAACUUGAAACUAUGGUUCACUCCUUUAUCAACGAUCGUACUUAUCCUCUCCGCUAUUACAAUGUUCACUUCAUGCUGCGGAAUUUUUGGUGCGGGGUGUAAAAUGAAAUGCGCUGUUAAAUGUUACAUAUUCCUGGUAACUGUUGUAUCGGGUACUGCAUUUUGGUUGUUCUUUGUUACCGGCAUUUAUAAUAUCUAUUCUAACAAUCUUCCUACAAGACGAUACUUACAAACAACGAUCCGUAAUUACUACGGAAGGGAAAACGAUUUGAUGUCAUUCCUAUGGGACUAUAUAAUGUUGAAUUACGAAUGCUGCGGCGCUAAUAAUUAUGAAGAUUUCGAUAAUUCAGAAUGGCAGAAGAAAAACCCGGGCCUUUCGAACCCGGUACAAUGUUGCAUGUUAAAAAAUAUAACAAAUCUUAUACCAUUGGAUCCUAACUGCACGAAAAUAAAUUCAACUAAUUUGGGUACUUAUAAAACUUUUGGUUGUUUCGACGCACUUAGAGAAGCUAUUAAAGAGAACAAGGGGACGUUCAUAUUCUACGCUGUAGUGUUAUUGCUUUCGUAUUUCCUUAUAAUUUCGUUUGCCUCUUGUAUAAUAAAAGGCGGUCCUUUAGUAGAUCCUAAUAGCUGGGCGCCAAUAAAGACGACUCCGCCAAAAGCGCAAUCGACCAGUAGUUUACCUGCGAAUAAAGAGGUAAAGGUAGUGGUACCGAAGCGAUCGAGUGCGUACAACACUAUGUAUGCUGAGGAACCUCCGAAGAAGGUGGUGCGAGUUAUAUCCGCGGUGAAUCCCGCUCAGAGCUACAAAUUUGAUACGUAUCCGUACAGAGGCGAUGGAGUCGUACCUUAUCGUUUAAAUCAUCAAUUACAAUAAAUAUUA